UGUUCACAUUCACAUGGGCUCCUUCACUCGAAGGGCAAUUCCACUGGAUUUUUAGUAUUUUUCCCACAAAUCUCCCUCAAAUGUGAUCCCAAUUGUAAAAGUCAGUUACCAUCACCAAAGUGCAUGUAACAUGGUCCAACAACUGGGUAGUGACACCAUGGAGAGAGAUUUCAAUGAUAACAACGCCUCGGAAAGUCUUUCUGCGCAGAAAACGCGGAGAGGAAAGUGCAAAUGGUUUAAUGUUACCAAAGGAUGGGGCUUCAUAACACCAGACGACGGAGGACCGGAUAUUUUUGUUCAUCAGAGCGUCAUCCAAAUGUCUGGUUUUCGGUCACUGGGCGAUGCAGAGGAAGUGGAGUUUGAGUGCAAAAUGAGCGAAAAGGGCCUCGAAGCGACCCGGGUAACAGGGCCAUCAUUUGAGGACUGCCAAGGGAGCAACUUCCGGCCUACCACAAAGCGCCGGUACCGGAAAAUGCGCUGCUACAAUUGCGGCGAAUUCGCGAAUCACAUCGCAGCCAAGUGCCAACUUGGGCCGCAGCCAAAGAGAUGCCAUCACUGCAAGAGUGAGGAUCACCUAAUAGCCGAUUGUCCAGACAAAUCCACCACAGCCUCCAAGAAGUCCUCAUCCUCUUGAUAUCCUAGUUCAGCAUGCUGCCUUUGCUCUUUGAGUGUGUCUUUGCUCACACAUGGGUUUCUGUCUCGGCAAGGGUGGCGCGGGAAAACAAUAUUUGUACUAAAAGCGUGUGUGCUAAAAAUGUGUGCGAAAUUCCUCCAAAUUUUCCACUUCCCUCGAGGAUUUUCCUUAAUUUUAAAUCUCUUUUAUAAAUUCCCAUUUUUCUUAAUUUAUUAAACAAAGAAAGAGAAAGAAAAAGUUAAACUUAAUUUAUUUGCUUCCUAAACAAUUAUUUCUCUUUUUCUUUUAAGAGUAUUUGGUGGUGAGAUUCUUAUUAAUUUCACCUCUUGGGGUCGCAACAAAAGUUCGUGCUCUAAAAUUAU
This is a messenger RNA of Phlebotomus papatasi, 996 nucleotides long. RefSeq names its product protein lin-28 homolog (gene lin-28). The transcript is spliced from 3 exons. Bases 131 to 634 code for a protein of 167 amino acids. The record is from RefSeq and is a predicted model, not a curated record. Gene Ontology annotation, molecular function: nucleic acid binding; zinc ion binding. Lineage: Eukaryota; Metazoa; Arthropoda; Insecta; Diptera; Psychodidae.